Molecule: messenger RNA, 1585 nt
Organism: Drosophila grimshawi
Lineage: Eukaryota; Metazoa; Arthropoda; Insecta; Diptera; Drosophilidae
Gene: Ref1
Product: THO complex subunit 4
Exons: 4
Coding region: 232-1056 (274 amino acids)
Biological process (GO): mRNA export from nucleus
Cellular component (GO): nucleus
Molecular function (GO): mRNA binding
Source: RefSeq, a predicted model, not a curated record
ACUGUGUAGGCCAAGUUUUGAAAUUAUACAGCACGUUUUUUCAUGAACAGUCGGCCAUCUUUGAUUUUUCUACGUUUUCGUUCUCGUGCUUCGCUUUCAGCAGUUGGCGAAAUUUUCACGCGUUUCCAUUGAAAAAAGUUAUUUUAGCUGUGCGAGCUUAAGAAACAAAUUAAAAUUCAACAAAAUUUAGACGAUUUUCUUAGCAGCAGGAAGUAACACAACGACAACAAGAUGGUGGAUAAAAUUGAAAUGAGUUUGGAUGAUAUCAUUAAGUCAACGCGCACACAGAAGAAACCACAGUCAGCUCGUGGCGGCCCAGGCGGCGCUCGUCGUGCCGGCGGCCAGCAGCGAUUUGCAGCUCGUCGUGGCGGUGCAGCUGGUGGCUCGCCACGCAAACCGGCCCCAGCCAGCGGCGCCGGUGGUGUGAUCAAAGGUCGCCGCGGAGGCAGCGGCGGCGGCGUCAUACAAAAGCCUCGGCUCGCACGGGGCGAUGUAAACAGCGCAUGGAAGCAUGAUAUGUACGAUGGUCCAAAGCGAAACGGCAGCAGCACUGCCAACAGUGCGGGGCCAACACGCUUGAUCGUCGGCAAUUUGGACUAUGGUGUCUCAAAUACGGACAUUAAGGAGCUAUUCAAUGACUUUGGCCCCAUGAAGAAGGCUGCCGUGCAUUAUGAUAGAUCUGGUCGCUCAUUGGGCACCGCUGAUGUAAUAUUCGAGCGUCGUUCUGAUGCACUCAAGGCCAUUAAGCAAUACCAUGGUGUACCCCUGGAUGGCCGUCCCAUGACCAUACAACUGGCCGUAUCAGAUGUUGCCGCACUCACCCGUCCCCUGCCUGCCGAUGAUGUCAAGCGUCGUGUGGGUGGCGGUGCUGGAGGUGGCAAUUUCAAACGUGGUGGUGGACAAGUUGGCGGCGGUCCGCGUCGUGGCAGUUUCCGUCGUCCGGCUGUUGGCAAAGCCGCUGCCGCCGGUGGCCAACGACGAGAAAGGAAAGCUGCACCCACUGCCGAGGAAUUGGAUGCAGAAUUAGAUUCGUACAUCAAUGACAUGAAGAUCUAAUUAAUUAUAGUCUGAAUUAAGGUCUAACAACAAUAUGGACUAACUAUGAUUAAGCAAAAACGGAACCACAACAAUUUAACAAAACAAAAACGUGUACAUGAACAGCUUUUAGUCAUAAUUUCUAUAACAACAAAUUUUCUACAACAACAAUUCUUUAUAUAAAUUAUAUUCACAAUGCUGUUUGGGUUUGCGCACUAAAAAUGAUUUGUUGUUAAAUGUAACAUUGUCUGCGCCCGCUCUAGUUAAUUAGUCAUCUAAAAUACACAUCGAUGUAUUUAAUCAUUAUUAAUAUAAUCUUACGUUUUAAAAGAAACAAUGACACACGAUGGUCAUCAUAUUUGUAAAAUCAGGUAUAACAAAUAAAUAUAAUAAGGUAUAAAAUCCGAUAAUCUAACUUGAUGGUAGUCUGUAUAAUUGAAAUGACAAAAUUAGUUAUUUAAUGGAUCUCUUUGCGCCGAUAGAGCAUCAUUAUUCUAUAUUUUCUUUCCAAAUAAACAUUUUGUAAAUGCUAAUCUGCAUUUAACCAUUA